AUGAAGAGAGUUCAAAAACCUGCACAGUUGGAGUCUCUCUGCAGUCUGCACUCUGAGAAACUCAAACUCUUCUGCCUGCACGAUCAACAGCCAGCAUGUCUCAUCUGUCGAGAUUCAAAAGUGCACAACCGUCACGGAUUCAGACCCAUUGAUGAAGCAGCACAGGAUUACAGAAAGGAGCUCCAGGAAUUAUUGAAGCCCUUACAGAAGAAGCUGAAAGUAAUUGAACAGGUUAAAGAAAAUUACAAUCAAACAGCAGUCCAAAGUAAGAUCCAGGCCUUUUACACAGAAUGGCAGAUUAAAAAGCAGUUUAAGAAACUUCACACAUUUCUAAAAAAGGAAGAGGAGGCCAGGCUGGCUGCUCUGAGGGCGGAGAAGAAGCAGAAAUGCAAGAUAAUAAAGGAGAAGAUUGUGGCCCUAAGCAGAGAGAUAGAAACUCUUUCAGAAACAAUCAGAGCCACAGAGGAGGAACUGAGAGCUGAAGAUGUCUCAUUUCUGCACAACUACAAUGCUGCACUGAAAAGAAUCCAGCAGCGCCCCCUGCUGGAUGAUCCACGGCUGGUCUCUGGAGCUCUGAUAGAUGUGGCCAAACACCUGGGCAACCUGACCUACAACAUCUGGAACAGAAUGAGUGAAGUGGUCUCCUACACUCCUGUGAUUCUGGAUCCAAACUCAGCUCAUCCACAACUCAUCCUAUCUGACGAUCUGACCAGUGUGAGUGUGGGAUUGAGAAAGCAGCUUCCUGACAACCCAGAGAGGAUAGAAAACUAUUUUGUCAUCCUGGGCUCUGAGGGCUUCGACUCGGGGAUUAACAGCUGGGAUGUUGAGGUUAGAAAUGAAGGAGUCUGGUGUCUCGGUGUACUAAAGGAGUCUGUUCAAAGAAAGGGACAUAUACACACUGGAUACUGGGAACUUUGUCACCAGGAUGGAAAAUACACAGCAUCUGCUCCACCGCUUCCAGAUAAAGUUCUCUCAGUGAAGAAGCUCCAAAGACUCCGAGUUCAGCUGGACUGGAACAGGAGGAAGCUCUCGUUUUUUGAUCUGGACACCAACUCACACAUACACACCUUCAAACACACUUUCACUGAGAAGCUUUUUCCGUACAUUGGCACCAAGACUCUGCCAGUGAAAAUAUUACCAGUGAUGGUCAGUGUAGAAAAACACAGGGUUCCAUUAUCAGUGAAGUGUUCACCUCUUUCUAAACUCCGUCUGAUUUAA
Molecule: messenger RNA, 1218 nt
Organism: Pelmatolapia mariae (spotted tilapia)
Lineage: Eukaryota; Metazoa; Chordata; Actinopteri; Cichliformes; Cichlidae
Product: nuclear factor 7, brain-like
Exons: 1
Coding region: 1-1218 (405 amino acids)
Biological process (GO): protein ubiquitination
Cellular component (GO): cytoplasm
Molecular function (GO): ubiquitin protein ligase activity; protein binding; zinc ion binding
Source: RefSeq, a predicted model, not a curated record